This is a messenger RNA of Hippoglossus stenolepis (Pacific halibut), 4244 nucleotides long. RefSeq names its product tumor susceptibility 101a (gene tsg101a). The coding region runs from base 432 to 1607 and encodes 391 amino acids. The record is from RefSeq and is a predicted model, not a curated record. Gene Ontology annotation, biological process: protein modification process; endosome to lysosome transport; protein transport. The transcript has 10 exons. Gene Ontology annotation, cellular component: ESCRT I complex. Lineage: Eukaryota; Metazoa; Chordata; Actinopteri; Pleuronectiformes; Pleuronectidae. Gene Ontology annotation, molecular function: ubiquitin binding.
ACACACGCCUCGAAGCCGCGACACGGAAGAACACACCACUGCGCUGUACCGUCGUCACACGCGGACCGGAAGCAGUCAGGUGCUACACCGGAAAUCCCUUCUGUUGACGAUCGUGUGUUUGUUUUUUUCGGCUUCUCCCUUCGCCGUUUUUCUCGUCUCUUUUUUUACCGGUUCUCGGUUGAUUCACUGCGUCGAGACGCAUCUUCAACACAAACACACCGCUCGCGUUGGACCGGAGGAUCCCGUACAGACACCGAGUCAUUGUCUCAGCUGUAGUCGGGCCCGAGGCUGGGCUAACGUUAGCCUAGCAUUCAGUCAAGUCCUGCUAGCUGGCGUUAGCUUGUGUUAGCUGUCAGACCACAGAGUGAAGACAGCCGCUCACUCGCUUAAACUCAUUUGUGGGAUAGGUUAUAAACAGAUAUUUAGAAAACAUGGCGGUUGUCAACGAAGCUGCGCUGAAGAAAAUGCUGAAGUCAUACAAAUACAGGGAUCUGACUGUUCGUGAGAUAACCAACGUCAUCUCCCAGUACAAGGACCUGAAGCCAGUUAUGGACGCUUAUGUGUUCAACGACGGCUCCACAAGAGACCUGAUGAGCUUGACAGGCACCGUCCCAGUGAGCUACAGAGGCAAUGUCUACAACAUCCCAGUGUGUCUGUGGUUGCUUGACACAUACCCCUACAACCCUCCCAUUUGUUUUGUCAAACCCACCAAUGCCAUGAUGAUCAAAACUGGCAAGCACAUCGAUGCCAAUGGCAAGAUCUACCUGCCUUAUCUACAUGAGUGGAAGCAUCCCCAGUCAGACCUGUAUGGUCUCAUUCAGGUGAUGAUUGUGGUGUUUGGAGAGGAGCCUCCUGUGUUUUCUCGCCCCACUACACAAGCCCCUUACCAAUCCUUCCAGGCAGCUGGACCCCCAAACCCCUCCUACAUGCCUGGUAUGCCCGCAGUGUCACCAUACGGUCCAAACGCUAACCCAGGAGGCUAUCCAGGAUACCCAGGGUACCCAGGGGGCAACUCAUACCCAGCCACUGGCGGCCCUGCACACUACCCCACCCAGACCCCAGUCUCCACAGUUGGUCCAAGCCGGGAUGGCACCAUUGGUGAGGACACCAUCCGCGCAUCUCUGAUUUCAGCAGUAAGUGACAAACUUCGCUGGAGGAUGAAGGAGGAGAUGGACAGAGCUCAGGCUGAGCUGGACGCCCUGAAGCGAACGGAGGAAGACCUGAAGAAAGGACAUCAGAAACUGGAGGAGAUGGUCUCAAGACUGGACCAGGAAGUGACGGAGGUUGACAGAAACAUUGAGCUGCUGAAGAGAAAGGACGAGGAGCUGAGCGAGGCCUUGGAGAAGAUGGAGAACCAGUCGGAGAACAAUGACAUUGAUGAUGUCAUUGUGCCAACCGCUCCUCUUUACAAACAGAUUCUGAACCUGUACGCUGAGGAGAACGCAAUCGAAGAUACUAUCUUCUAUCUGGGAGAGGCUCUCCGCAGGGGGGUCAUUGACCUGGAAGUUUUCCUAAAGCACGUACGCCUCCUGUCCAGGAAGCAGUUCCAGCUUCGUGCCCUCAUGCAGAAAGCCCGCAAGACUGCCGGCCUCAGCGACCUCUACUGAUUCCCACACACUACCUGGAAGCGUUCGUAUCUUCAAUCUCUCUUCCUUUCCCUUCUUUCCCUUUUUGUUUUAUUCCCUCCUUUAACGUCUUCUUUUAUUUUAAAUCGCUGCUCCUUUUUUAUAAAAAUUCACUAUGAAAUCUGAAAGAAACCGGAACAGCAACGCUUAAGAACAAUUGGACUGUUGUGUUUAGCACAGUGAAACUUCAAACUGUAUGGCCACAGUUGUAGUGUUACACCAUUUGUAUUUUGAUCUGACCAAAUACUUCUUUGAGAUCAUUAUGCGUCAACGGUCAUGAACCAGACACGACAAAUGAUUAACUGUGGUUGACACGAAAACAUUCGCCAUACAGGUAAAAGUGAGCUGCGAGCUUAUUCUGUGUAUGAUGUGUGUGAGUGUUUGUGGUGAAGCUGGGUUGUGCGUUAUUGUGUCGACAUGUUUAUGCUGCAUUACACCGUGGUCUACAGGUUUUUGCUCUUUGCCAGACAAAGUCAUUUGGCUAGUAAGCACAAAUUGUCAGGGGCUAGUGGCGAGGGGCUUUGUAGAGAGCCCCAUGUGUCCGCUGUCCCACACCCCUCAUAUUGAAAAGGUUGGGCUGUGAUAUAAAUACCCAGGGCAACCUUUCAGGAAGGGCGGGGGUUCAGCCUCAGGAUUUAGUUCUGCCUGGGGUCUGGGUCAUGUUCAGGAGCCAUGGAGUCAACUGAAUCUCCUCUCAUACAGUAGACGUGAUGAUCAACAUGGCCCUGAACUGUAUUUCUAUGUUGUUUGGAUCUAUCAAUGAGCUGAAUUCUUGUGAGCACCAUCCACUUACCCACACUCCUCUUUAUUUUUCCCUCAUCUAUGUUUUGUCUUCAUGAUGGUGUGAGUGAGGCUGUUUGAUCGCAUGUCAGCUGCUCAGGUCUACCCUCUGACUGCAUUAACCAGUCAGUCUCGUACAGUGGUCUUCUUACUCUGUACACUGUCUCUAACUAAUGCAGGUGGCAGUCUUGACAUACUUAAAUCUAAAAGGAAAUCUUUUUUUUUUUUUUACUUUUCUAUUUCCCUUGUGCUGUCCACUUAUUCUCAGUCCUGCUGAGAAGUUUAGAUUUUCAGAAAAAAAAAGUUGUGAAUAAUGCCAGAACGUUGGAGGCUAUAUAAAAAAAAAAAAGGACUAUGUACUAAUCAAAAAAAGGUAACUUAUGUAAAGUUUGCAAACAGGUCUCAUUUAAAUUAGCCUUUUACUAAAUGCACUUUGAAUUGUAUGAUAGAAUAUCUGCUGUUAUUUUUUUUUUCUUUGUUUCCAAAUCAACCACCUGUUCUUUUAUAUCUGUAGAUUUAUGUAAAUCAGUACAAAUAAAGUAAAUCUGAUUUAAAGGUCCAUCUCUCUGAGAUCAUUAUUCCAGUUUAUUUUUUUUACUUUAAACCAAGGAGGUUAUGAUUUUGCCCGUUGGUUGUUGGGUUUGUUUUCUAGCAGGAUCGUGCAAAAACUGCUGAACGGGUUUUAAUGAAACUUGGAUGGAUGGGACACAGGCCACAAAAAAAAAACAAUUCCGUUUUGGCCUGGAUCUGGACAAAGGGGCAGAUCCAGAAAUUGUUUUUUAUUUUCUUUAACACUGCCAGAUUGCAACCGUUUUUUCACAUUUCACCAUCUUCUCAGGGAUUAAUUCAAGGAUCUUGAUGAAUAAAGCAUAUUUAGAGGACUAAUAUCUGUGAGUGUGAGAAUUUGGUACAGCUGUUGGGCCUAUGCACCCUACUUAGUCCCAUUCUAGUUCAUAACUGUUUGAUGGCUUAUUGAUCACAGUUGUAUCUCUUAGUUAUAUCUCUGUCAUGCACACUUGUUGGACAAACAAACCACAGAGGGUAGCAUUAAUGAAUAGUAUUUCAGAGCGCAGUGGCUAGUUCGCGCUGGUAUUUUUUAGUUGCUGCAGCAGUGACCACAUUUCUCCAGCACAGAAGCUUCUAAUCCGCCGCAUGUAUUGACCCAUAGAUUUGCACAGAGAGCAGCUGAUUCAGCGGCCCUGUAAACACGAGCUGCCUUUUGCUAGACUGCACGACAAACAAGCAAAGGACAAAGGACACGUCAGUAUCGUCAUCCUGGCAGAUUUAUUUGAUGUUACGGGCAAAUAAAAAUCAACAUCCAGCUGCCCUGACAGGAAGUCUGUGAGUGAUCGAUCAACCCUAUCCAAUGUGUAAACAUCAAUACAUAAAUAGAUCUCAUCUGUAUUUUUACGUCAUAAAUAAUAGUAUAGUUCUCUGUUAAUGUUCUUUAUUUCCCAAAAGUCAGGAUUCAAAUAAAUACAGACACCCUUUGAGGGUAUUUAGGGUGCACGUACGUACAACACCUUCAGGAUUCUUACCUUCCGUUAUGAUUCAUAACCAUGAUUCCAGCUGACUCUUUCCCAUUGGGUCUCUGUUACAUUAUGGCAAGUUACCUUAUAAGCAACCUCACUAAGUAUCUCCGGUGUGACCUUGCUUUGUAACAGCUUGCCUUUUAAAUAUAUAUAUUUCUCUCAGUGCACUUGUGUGUUUUUUUUGUUUUAGUUUUUUUAAGGCUUCAGUGCCAACCAGUAGACUGCACAGCAUCGCUUGUCUCAAGUGAUAAGGUACUUUGGUAUCACAGGAGUCCAGUGAUUGAUAUCAACUCUCUAGGAAGCCUUC